Messenger RNA from Amphibalanus amphitrite, 561 nucleotides. Its product is annotated as ice-structuring glycoprotein-like. The record is from RefSeq and is a predicted model, not a curated record. The transcript has a single exon. Lineage: Eukaryota; Metazoa; Arthropoda; Thecostraca; Balanomorpha; Balanidae. Bases 1 to 561 code for a protein of 186 amino acids.
AUGGCGCCGGUCACUGGACGACAGAUCACUGCUCUCGCAGUCACUGGGCUCGCUGUCACUGCACUGGUGUUACCGUCAGCCGUCAACGCCGCCUCGGCCGCCGUCCCUUCCCCCGCUGCUGCUCCCGCUGCUGAUGCCGCCAGCCCAGCCGCCACUGCCGCCGUCCCUGCUACUGCUGCGUCCGCUGCUGAUGUCACCAGCCCCGCCGCUACCGCCGUCACCCUCAGUCCGUCUGCAAUCCCGGGCGCCAUCGCCGACCACCUCCGACGUCUGUUCAGCCGGAGCUGGUCGCUGUUCACCCUUCCCGGCCUCAGCGUGCUGAAGGAGAACAGCAGCGCCAACACAUGGCUGGCGCUGGGCAGCAACGCCAUCGUCUCGGUGGUGAUCAUCUGUCUGGUGGCCGCCAUUGUGGUGAUCAUCAUCCUGAUCUUUAUCGCGCUGAUCGCCGACCACCACCAUCAGUACGGCUAUGGGUACGGUUACUACGGCGACUACGGCGGCUACGGCCACCACGGCGGUCACGGCGGGUAUGGCGGGUACGGCCACGGAUACAAAAGGUGA